Molecule: messenger RNA, 528 nt
Organism: Peronospora farinosa
Lineage: Eukaryota; Oomycota; Peronosporomycetes; Peronosporales; Peronosporaceae
Source: the annotation of a GenBank genome assembly
AUGGCUACUCACUCUAUGGCGAAGCGUCGGCAUUAUGGGACUUUUUGCCUUGCCCUUCUAUACAAUUUUCUAGCACUCGUAUACGGGCCGGUUGAAUUGGGGUCAUUGAUUGCGUACUCGACUAAGGUUCACCAAUAUCAUAAUUGGCUCAUCGACCGAGAUGGUACAUCGAUAUCACAAUUCGACACUGGUAUGGCGGGUGGGGUGGCUACAGUCUCAUCUAUGGCUGCUUGCGAUACCGCCGCGGGUCUGGACAGUGGAACAUCUUUGCACUUUGGUGCGCAUCCAACGCUUACGCGUGUUGUACACCUAUGGGCUGGUCGUCGACGAUGGAGGCCGCAACGACAAAAACUCAAACAGAUCGUUUUCCGCAAGCGAAGGGAUGAAGGCAAACGUAUUUGCGACGACCGAGUGGAGAAGCAGGACUUCCAAGUUAUUGCAUCAGGUACAUCUCUGAUCGAGUGGAGAGACAUCCGCAAAAUACGGAUUUCCUUCCAGACCAACGCGCAGACGCUGCAUCGUUUAUAA